AUGCCUCUUCGGGUCUACAGCAACAUGUCUUGUGCUUUGGGCUACGGCAUCACAUUCUUGCACGGCAUCGUCCUCAGCUGGCUCAGUUUUUUUCUUCCAGUAUACUUUCAAAUUCUCCUCGAGUCCACCCCUCUGCAGUCUGGGGUCAAACUCCUCGCCGUUGUCAUCCCUCUUGCCCCGGCUGGAAUGGCCGGCGGCAUCGCUAUAGCUGUAACCGGACAUUACAAGAUGGUCAUAGUUGCCGGCUUUGUCCUCUUGUCGAUAGCGGUCGGCUGCAUGACCACACUGGAUGCCAACUCCUCCACCGCCGUUUGGAUUGUAUUCCAAGUUCUCGCCGGAUUGGGCGGCGGCCUCUCCCUGACCACUACCCUGCCGGCUGUCCAGGCGCCGGUGCCCGAAUCAGAUGUGGCCAUCGCCACCGCCGCAUGGGCUUUCGCGCGGUCUUUUGGAGCUAUAUGGGGUGCCGCCAUCCCUUCAGCCGUCUUCAAUUCCCGUUUCGACGAGCUUCUCCAUCUCAUCCCUGAGGCGUCGGUACGUGAUCUACUCGCCCACGAUGGCACAUACGAGCAUGCCAUCUGUGUUUUCAUUAAGCAGUUUGACUCUCAGCCAGUGCUCAAGGAAGAGAUCAUCCAUGUGUAUACUGAGGCACUCAAGAGAGUUUGGACUGUGUUGAUUCCGUUUGCUGUUGUCCCCAUUGGUCUGGCUCUCUUCAUGAAGGAGGUUGAGUUGAGACAGGAGCUCAAAACUGACUUCGGACUUAAAGAAACACCGCAAGCCCAAGGUUGA
Messenger RNA from Colletotrichum aenigma, 786 nucleotides. It is a transcript of the gene FUS6-3, whose product is annotated as Efflux pump FUS6. The transcript has a single exon. The record is from RefSeq and is a predicted model, not a curated record. NCBI's taxonomy places the organism in Eukaryota, Fungi, Ascomycota, Sordariomycetes, Glomerellales, Glomerellaceae. Bases 1 to 786 code for a protein of 261 amino acids. Gene Ontology annotation, molecular function: transmembrane transporter activity. Gene Ontology annotation, biological process: transmembrane transport.